GCGAGCGCGAGCAGGCCCCUUUCACCCUCUCUUAUUCUGAAGCGCGCUACAGGUUUCGAAGCAUAUGGUUGAUUCCGCGACGUUUCGCUCUACCUGUACCACCUGUUCCGUCCCACCGGCAGCUUCUACACACCUCACGCAACCUUUCAUAUCGAUCUAGGAACGCUGGCGUGUGUUCUGCUGAGCGUUGUGCGGCCGAAAGCGUCAUACCAGAGUGUUGAAUGUCAAAGGUUUCAGCUUGCAGUGCGGCAGUGGGUUCCUGUUGGACGCGCGAAACCUCGUGACAGCUGACAUCUCCGCCGAUGUCAAAUAGGAGAGUGAUUACUAACUCUUGCGGUGCUGGCGACUGUGAAUAUGUAUUGCUUCAAGACGCAACAAUGAAGAUGGAACCAUAUGAUCGUGAUCUGAACGUCGGCCAGGACCUACGAGGGUUCACUCUUGGCUAUGGACUGACCCAGCUGCUUGGACUGGGCUGUGUCCUCAUGGUGGUGGUUUGGACGAGCCACUACUUUGGCGGCUUCUCUGGCCCCAGCAAUCCCAAGACGGAGUUCAACUACCACCCAGUCUUCAUGGUUCUGGGCAUGGUUUUUCUUUAUGGGAAUGGCAUCCUGGUAUACCGUGCACUGAGGAGUGAGCGCAAGUCACGCCUCAAACUGCUGCAUGGUGCCCUGCAUGCCCUGGCUUUCCUGUCUUCAGUGGUGGCCCUGAAGACUGUCUUUGACUCGCACAACCUGGCCAGUCCACCCAUUCCCAACCUCUAUUCGCUCCACAGCUGGAUGGGGCUGCUCACCGUGAUCCUCUUUUCUGCGCAGCUACUGUGUGGAUUCGUGGCUUUCUUGUUUCCUGGAGUGCGCCAGUGGUUGCGAGCUCAGUACCUGCCUCUGCACAUCUACUUUGGACUGGCCGUUUUUGUGCUUGCUGUGGCCACUGCACUAAUGGGGAUCCUGGAGAAGCUCCUCUUCACGCUGAAAGCAAACUACCAAACGCUACCUGGCGAGGCUGUGCUUGGCCACAUGAUAGCGGUGUGCAUGGUGUGCUUUGCCGCCAUGGUGGUGUACCUGACCACUCGAACAUCAUACCGUCGAACGCCUUUGCCAGAGGAGGCGACACUGCCUUUGCAAGCACACACACCCACUGAUUAAUGACAGAACAGAAGCUAAGACCCGGCUAUUGCUUUGAGAACUGCCCCUUUGAUCUGAUUUAAUAUAUAGGUAGCUUUCACACUGACAGUACCGAUCUCUGAACACAUUGUGAGAACAAUAGCAAAAUGUCUGGGGCUCGAAUUGGCCGAUCCGGUAGGGUGUGUUGAUUUUGUUUUGAUCUCUCCUGUUCUUUCCAAAAGUCCUCAUAACUCUUAUGUUUGUUGCUCAUGAAUAUCUCUAUAUGUCUAAAGAAACCAGAAAAGAAGAUGUGUUUUCUAUUUCUGCAGGAGAUGAUGUAAUGAGACUUGGCCCUCGGGUUUCUCCUGAGAAGUUUGUGAAUUCGAGAUUGUGAGGGGGCGAUUCUUUCAAAAACUAUUCUCUUGUGGAAUUUCACUUGUGCCCUUUUGUUCUUUUGGACACUUUUGUGCUUAUACAUACAUUUUGCCAUGAACUCUGACAAGUUUUCCUGUUCUGUGGCUUUCUGCAUGUUUGAUGAAUAGGCUAUUUUGCUGGAGUCCUUUAAUGUUUACUUUUCAAAGCCACAAAGGAUUCUUGCUUCAGAGUUCUCUUGUGAGAUUAACCAUGAUCUCAUCAAAGAAAUAGAUAAAAUGAUAAAAAUAGGUUCCAUCAUGCUGCAUGAUGAAACUCUAGUAGAAGGGAUGCAUGGAAAUAGAUACAAAGAAAUAAAUCAUAGAAAAAGUGCAAGUCAUAUGAAUUUUUUUUGUGUGCGUAAAACUUAAAUUCUUUUUACAUGCUUUUAAAACUCUCCACGUUUAUGAAAUAUUAGUGAUGAUGCAUAUCACAUAAAAGCUGAGCACAAGUGAAGUUAAGUUUUUGCUUCAAUUGGAAUUUACAACUUUUCAUUUCCUGUACUAAGACGAAACAUAAAGUAACAAUACAGCCGACUUCUGUUAAUUUGACCCUGAUGAGACCGACAAAAUUGAUCAAAUUAUGUGACGGGUUCAAUUAAACUAGACAAAAACUACAAUGCUGAUUAAUUUGGCAGUAUUUUCCAGAGUAUAACACGCCCCCGAAUCAAAUGCGUGUCAAUUUCUUAUGUGUCUAAAAUAGAAAACUAACAUAGAAAUGACAUUAAAGCUCCUAAACAAAGUAGAAAUCGUAACACACACCAGAUUUUUUACCAAGAAACAUUGGCAAGGGUCUAAUACGUGUUGUACAAUCUCCUUAGGGUGAGCCCAAAAUAGGCAUUUUCGAAGGGAGAGGACAAGUGCUUUACACAUUCACUGUACCUUAAGCUCCGCCAAGGCAAACGCUGCCACUACAGGGGCCGCUGUAGGGGUCACCGUAGGGGUCGGGCAUGUGCGUGCUGACUGGUCAAGUUUGAAUUAUCCGGCAAAGGCCAAUUUUAGGAUGAAAAUAACUAAAUUUAAGGCCCAUAGAAAUGCAUGGGCAAUGGCCGGGACCUUCGGUUGGGAUUGAAUUGAACCCAAAAUCCAUUUCAUUGGAGUCGAAUUAAUGGAAGUCUACUGUAUAAUUUUUAAAUGUGAAGCGGACAUCCUAGCAGUUAUGAGUCUGUCUGUAACCAAACUAAGUUAUUCUGUAAGAUCAUAAGGCAGCUUUUGUUUGUGCCUGACUUUGAAGGUAGGUUCAUUUGUGUGACCCUGUGCUUUGUUUUGUUUGAUAAAUACCAUGUCAACGCCACUACUGCAUCAACACAGCACAGCAUAACACUGAUUCUUGGUGUUGACUGUUUGCUUAGACUUUGACUUGAACCGUUGUGAUAUUUUGAAGUUGAUUUUGAGCUGCUCUCAGACAUGGGUUGAUGGCUUAUGCAGUUGGGCACACUAAGUUGCACAUCUUGGAUAAUGCUUUACAGCAAUUGUCAGUCAAUAUUCAAUAUAGCUUUUAAAGCUCUUCUGGAGAAUCUAUCCUAUAUUUUUCUGAUUUAAGAAGGUUGUGGUGUGCUGUGGAAGUCACAUAAUUUGUGACUCUUUCUUUGUUAACUUGUACUUUAACAUUUGCUGACAAUACUAUGCCAUGUUAUGUUUAUGCUUGUGAAUGUCUGGAAAAAGGCCCUGGUGUGUUUCUAGGGCUACCCUGCUCCGAUAAUUUUGUUAUUGUUUAGUGUACCUCUUUCCCUUCUUAUGUUGAUUAUUUAUCUCAUGAACUUUUUUUUGUGGGUUCAUCAUUAUCUCAAUGUACUUACACCAGCUGUGCUCGGUUAUUCAUUGUAAUUUAGAGCUGCUUGGUGAAGCUCGCAUGUUUACCUUUGAUGUGUGGGCCAUUAAGUCAGUUUUCUACAGCAAGCUGAUAUAUUUUUUUUUUUAAUCGAAAGUUUGUCCUUCAGCUUAAAACAUGUGAAGCAUGAAUAUGUACCUGCAUAAUUUGUUGUGUUCUUUGAAGUCUUAACAGGGAUCUGUGGUGCAGACCAUAGUUCACUGAACACUUUGUUUGAUAGCUAUCUGCCUGAAGCACGCAUGAGCAGAUGACUGUCAGCAUUUACUCGACUUAAAAUUUUUCUUGUAUAAAGCUAUAAGAUAAUUGCCUGAAGAAUGUCAUCACGGAUUCUGAAAAAUGGCCCUGACAUCUCUUGGUUCCUUUUUUGCUGUCACUUUGUUCAUUUCAUUGUGCAGCCUAAGCCACAGUAAGGGCAGCAUUUUGUAAUGAUUCUUUCCUUUCAUUUUCUUUUCCUCUGCUGUGCUGAGUAGCCUGUCCUUGUGAAAAUUAUGCUUGAUGGCAUGUGCAUGCAAGUGAAUGCAGUGCUCAGCGGUCAAUUCUGGCAAAAAUAGCGUGUUGUUACGGAAUGUACGAGACUGAAACAAAGGGAGAGAGGGAUUGUUGGAAAGAGAAUUAUUACAAAUUCUCACCUCGACAUUAGGUUGUCAUACAGUGGAAUAGAUCAUAAGUUCUAAGCUGCCAAAAAUGUGUCCUGAGACGUGCACAGUUGUACCGAGUGAAAAAAAAAUGUUUUUUUUUUUCAUUUGAACUGAAUUAUAUUUGUUCUUUUUAAGUCUAGCUAAGUAAACAGCGCUUGCUGUAGUGGGUAGAAAAUUGUUUUCUCCUAAACUGAAUCUUGCUGCUUUCCUUUUAUAUUUUGUUUCUUGUGCAAUGAAAGACAGCACCUGAAGUGGGAAAUGUACAGUUCUUGUACUUAUUCUGGUGUUAGUAAAUAAGUCAUUAAAAUUGCUUGCAAUCAGUUUUUCCUUAGCUGACUUUAGUGCUCCCUUGUGAUGGCAAGGCUUCAUUAACAGUGCAAUGAUAAAUUAUAAACAGGAUGCUCUUUGUAUGUUGUGCAUGCCUAAUUGUCUAUCAGCAUAGUAUUCCUUUGAGUUUCCCGUCUUUUUUGUUUAUUCUUUGGGGGGAAAGAGUUGGGAUUUUAUGUUAGCCGGGUGCCUCUUUGUUAAGUUAGAUUCGUUUACAUCACAUACAAGAAAUUAUAUGGAGGCAAAUCACAUUGGGUGCAUUGUACAAGAGAUGGACUUCGGUGUUUAUCCUCUGAGACUUUAUAUGACUUCUUCAUUUGUUUACGUAUAGCAGGGCAAAUCGGUUCUAUCACCCUGAAGUUGUAUUUAUGGCACAGGCACUACAGUCACAUGUAUUUGUUCUUUUAUACUGUGUUACAACCUGCUUUGUUGUAUAACAUUUUUCUGUGUUGUAAAGCUGUUCUUUUCUGAAUUUCAGUUCUUCAAAAUUAUCUUAUGCAUUUCAUUAUAAAUUUGUGGCCUGCAGCUUUUGUUUUGUGGUCUUGAGACAUUUGGCUACUUACUGUUGUCAUGGCCAUUGUAUGUAGUACCGGUCUGACACAUUUUGUCACUGCAUCUUUCUCUUCAUUUUCUUCCUGUCAUCUGUUUUAUGAAGUCAAUUGUGUUUUGGUUGUUUCAGUUUAAAUAUCAUGGGUGUUUUAACAAUCUGAGGGGACCUUGUUUAUGUACGUGUAUCUGUUUUAUUACAGGUAUUAUUAUCUUUGUUUAUCAAAAUCAUGCUUUGAAUGAUAAAUCUUUUACGCCUGAAGAUUUGCUUUGCUGAUUUAGUGAGCCCUAAGUUUACGUGGUCUGUCUUUAUGUAAUAUAUUUGAUGGGUCUUAUCUUUUUUAUAUUAGAUAUCUCCUUUGCUGAUUAGGAUAAUCCUUGUAAUUAUAGCAAAUGUGUGCCUUUCUUGCAUCAUCUUAAGAUAUAGCAUAUUGGCUAUGUAUUUGUUUAUUUUACCUUUUAGCUAUUUGUAUACAGAAGAAUUGGCAUAUCUCUUAUGUUGCAUUCUUUAGAGAGCUAUGCAUCACAAUAAUAGUCUUGUGGGAUACUUGCUUUGCACUUUAUUUAGCUGGAAUUUUACAUUUGCUGCCUCAUGUAAUGCAGGCCAGGAUUUUCAAAAUGAAAUUGUUUGUUCUUUGCUUGGUGAAACGAAAAAUUCUUUUGUCAUUGUGUGGCCUCAAUGUAGUCUUGUUGAUUGUAGUGUGUGAGGGCUGCCAUGGAAAUGCUGCAUUAAUAUGCUUAAAAGCAUUGCAGAUCUUCGUGAUAUGUCGUGAUAUGUGUAUGCUUAUAUAUAUGUCGUUUCUAUCUCUAUCGUCGAUAAAGCCUAAUGUUUGUACUAACAUGCUGUGAUGUGCCAUAAUGGUUGAAAAUAUAUCUUGUCUCGUACGCGGAGUCUAGUCUAGUCGUAGUGAAUGUAGCUUAUCUGUUACCCCUGCUACUAUUCAGAGAGUCUUUUUAUAGAUAUUUCUAUAUGGUGUUGUACUACUGUGUGAAGGAAAUGUAGCCACUGUUGUAGUGAUACCAUGAUGGUAAGAAAAAACAUUAACACUGUCAUUAACUUGACACGAAGGCGGCUCGAAACGAUGAAUUUGUAUAUAGUUGAGUUUAUUGAACAAGAGUGAUUGUCAACUUCAACAACAGUAGUUGCUACUAUGUUUCGUGUCUUCCUUUAAAUUGCAGAUUGCCCAAAGAUUUUUCUUCAAAUUUUGCUCCUUUAUGGCCUUUCCCAUUAGUCAGUGAACUUUGAAUUUUUGCAGAUUAUGCUAGGAUUAGGCAGUCUUGAAUGCAAGCUGCGUUUUAAGGACCAGAAAGCUUUUGACUUUGUCCUACCAUUAUGUUAUUUUGGUUCAUCUUUUUGCCUUGAUUCUCAUAAAUUCAUUCAGCAAACAUUCACAUCUUUUUUUGAUGUCAGUUUUCUUCGUUAUACUACAGAUUAUCACUACAUAUCAGUUUGCAUUGAAUGCCAGGGUUUGAGUGGGGUUGUGAGAGUUAUCUUUACACUGCCCAUGAAUGUAAAUUUGGCACUUUUUCAGAGUAUCAACUGCUGAAUCUUAAAUCAAUUCCUAAAGGCUGAUGUGCCUCCAAAAUGCGUUACGUUAGUGCAGGUUUGCAUUGUGUUGAUUGAUCUUAUACCAUAUCACUGAAUGUCUAUCUUCUGAAACCAAGGGUGGUAUCUCUUUGAUACUGUCUACUAAAGCACAUCUAAAAUGCACCUGCUUUGUUACCCAUAUGUAUCGUGUGUUUCUUGUGUGGUUUGCUGCCCAAGUUUUUGUGGAGUUUUAUUCUCUGUUAAUAACUACUGGAGACAUUACUUUCAUUCCAUGCUGAUAAACUAAAGCAGCGGAAGUUGGUGUAACGAGAAGUUGCUGGCAGCCACAUCUAGGUGCAAUAGAAAAGGGAAUCACUCUGCGAAUGUGAAGAAAGGGCAGCACAGAAGAUUACGCAUAGAAUUAGGGCACGCAUAGAUUGAAAGCACGUCUUGCUCGAGUGGGCAACUUACAGAGACGAUCGAUAUUGAUAUCAGAUGAAUAUGGAAAUGCUCUACCAAGGCUAUCUGACAUUGAAGCAUAUGCCGAGUCCAUGGCCUAGCCAAUCGAAACAGCGCAAAGCACUUUGUCUUGUUUUUAUAUAUUGACUCGAUAAGCUUGUUCUAAAAACUACGACCCACCCACUUCAUCUUAUCAAGAAUGCUAGUUUUUGUAUUACAAGAUUCACAAGAUUAUCUGCCUUCAUCGCCUAGGACACUUGCUCUGCUAAUAAGAUUAGGAAACCUGCAACCUUUGCUCUUUAUUUCUUUUCUAUUCUUCUGCUUCUUCUAGGGCCUUUCUUCCUCUCGGUUCCAUUCCCUGCUGAGUAGCAUGUCAGCGAAUAUACAAACGCCAAACGCUGUGCUUUUCAAUAAAGAGCACUCUCUCUAUUCCCCUAGAUUGGGAUAGUGCAGUGCUGUGCUUACACUAUUUCUGUGUGUCCUCUUGUAUAUUGUUGCUUUGUUUACAUUAUGAAGUAAUUCCCUUCCAUAAUCAUGAACGAGCUAGCCUCUCAAGAUGUUCUUCUUAGGUGGACUACCCCUCAGUGUUAUGUUGGUGUUGUGUCAUCAACUAUGUUGAUAGAAUUGACCACAUUAACACUGAGACAUUAACCAAAUGUCUCUGAAGCAUUGUGCUGGUUGCUAUGUUAAGCGAAGAUGAAAGCAUCAUUGAAAUUCGUUUACUGAGAAUAUGACUCGCACAUUGCCCAGAGGACUCUUUUGAAGAUUAUCUUGUGGAGGUUAAGCCAGUCUGAGCCCUCCAAUGGUAAUUAGCCUAGUUUUUGUAGACAGUCUGUGUGGGGUGUUCAUUAGAAAGGUGACGUAUCAGAACACGUUGAAAUAACUGAAACUUUUGUAAAGUUUUUGAUAGCAUGUACUGAAUCUGGAUAGGAGGAGCUCAUAUGAGCUUUAAGCACUUUUGUUUGUAUAGACAAACACUGCACAUUUCGUCCUUGUUCCUCUCCCUUCUAAUUUUGCAAGUUAUUUGUGUGGCAACGCUGUAAAUCUUGUGGCACACAUUCAGAAUGCUAUUCAUUUAAAUUGGACUUUUUGCGUGUGGUAUGUGCUACAUAUUUGCCUCAUAUGCUGGCCUUAUUUGAGCACUUUACAACUCUUAUUAUAGGUCCUAGAAGGAGGCUUUUAUAAAUUCAUACCUACAGUUAGCUUGUGUUGAGAACAACAUGGAAUCUGAGUCAUGUGUAGCAACACUUUGAAAAAAAAAAAAAAAAUUCAUUUCACAUUGCACAAGAGGUCAGGAAGUAGAGGCAUUAUGAGUAAGUUAAAACACUGGCGUUAACCUUUUAUUCACUGUGCAGGGUGUCCCACGCAACUUGUGGCAAAAUUUAAAAAAAACGUGAGGUAAAAACAAGGUAAUGUUUUUUGCCAUUGCUUGAGCAAGUUGCUCUAUUUUUUGAAUUUUGCCUAAUCACAUUAGUUGUUAUUAAUUCCUUAACAUCUGAAAUAUUAUAAUCAGUCAAAUUGUCAAUCAGCAAAUUGUAGGCAAUCAUGAAAAAAUUCCUGAUCCUCUCUGUUGCUCAAUAUGUCCUCCAUAAAAGUUGUUUCCAAGCUUUGAAAAAAGCCCACAAAAGACGAAAAAAUGCCACGAGACUAGUUGCGCAGCACUUUUCGCGUGCUUUUGCGGGCUUCUUUCUUCACCUUGUCCUUAUCAAGCCGCGAUUUCACUGAAAUGCUGUGCGCUCGCUGCGAACCUGGCUGCUGCUGCACGCAGCGAAUGGGCUAAUCGCGCUGGCUCAGAAGUGCCCAUCAUCUUGUGCAAAGUCACUGUUAAUACGCUGCGAUCACAUUAAUGCAUCACUGACAGAGGGGAAAAACAAGAUUAAACCCCAGCUUACCACUGCCGCGCGAGGCCAGAACAAAGUGGCAGCGAGCAGCCGAGCAAGUGCGUGCGAUUGGUGAUAGAAAGAAUCGGGAAAGAUGAGCUGGGAGCACCGCCCGACACGGCGUUUGACUUGGCUAGCAAGAUGCCACCGGUUAAAGAGCGCGUGCGAGCGACACUGCCUACACUGCCCCGUUGCCUUUUUCCUGGCAUUUUCAAAGUGGAGAUUUUGAGAUCUCCAGAGUCCAAUGCAAAAACUUCGAGAUAAGAGGUGAAAAAAUGGGUGGAAAGCAUGGCCGGAAAAAAGAAAUUGACUUAAUCGAUAUUUCGAGACAUCAGAGUUUGAGUUAAUGAGGGUUGACUGUAUGUGUGACAGUUCAACACAGUAUGGUUGAAGAAAGCCAGUCCACCUAAUGUGCACUGUGUGCAAAUAUGAAAGGGGACACCUGAUUUGUAUUCCAGACAGUUAACUCCCAUUGGUUUUUGCAGCUAAACGAAGUUCACUUUGUCCGGGUAUAGAGUGUGAGAUCUGCCAAUUGCAGUCAGCAGCAAAAAAUAGCCGUAUUUAAACUGCUACAGUGGUUAUUGUGUGAACACCAAUUAGGUGUUUUCUUUGAUCUUGGUGACUUUCCUGUACAUUUCCAGUGGAGCACACUUUUGUUGUAACAAAUGCAGUGAGCAAAGCAAGAAAAUACUUUUUUUUAGCAAAGUGCAAUGUGUUGCUUGGAUUUCUAUCUUCUCUGUGAAUUUGGUACCUGCCUGUUUUCUUAAUCUUCACACUAUAGCAGAAAGUAAAAUUUUGGCUUGUGGAGCUUCAAUAACAUUGUCUUGUAACUAAUCCUUCAUCUGUUGACAAAGUUGUUGAAGCUAGGUUUUCUCUUCAUGCGUGUGUAGUACACUUGUCGGUAUUUGUUCUUAUUUUUUCUUGCUGCCAACAUGAACGACGAAGUUGAAAGAAGUAACAGUGUGUCUGUUUCCAUGCCUGUCAGUGUGUGUAUGAGUUGGACGUGGUGCUUUGGGGCCAAAACUGGUUUAACCUGACAACACUUGUGUUCAGGCAGGUCGGUUUGCAUUUGUAGUAUGUUAUUCAGUCCAGGACGUACACAUGAAAGGCACGGCAGGACAAGGACUUGCCUUGUGCUCCUUUAAUUUAACUGAUUUGUGCUGAAUGAAUACCACAUUGUGACCUUACAAAUGUUGUAUUGAAAGAAAUGCAAAACUGGGCAUAACUUUUCUAUUAACUGAUCCAGAAAGUUGAAAUUAUACAUGACUAGAAUAUUUCUUCUUGUGCGCAGUAGUAGUCAAGUUAGAUGCCUGCUAUGAAGGCAAUGCAUUUGUGCCAGAUCUGCUUUGAAAAAGAAAUCUUUGGUGGUCGCUAUUGUGCUAUUCCUUUCACCUACUCUGCAUCAUCCAGUCAUUGCAGCAAGGACUUCUUUUCACUGAAGCUGAAGUGGGAUAGCUACAAAUCUGGCUUGCACGGUCAGCAGGAAACAAGUAUUCUGUCAAAAUUUGCGCCAGACAGCUGCAGCCACUAGCAGUCUCUUUAACAUGACGUAAAAAGGCAAAAAUAUGGCCACUUUCAGGGAACUUUUUUUUCACACCUAGUCUGUGCCUAGCUUUUGUAGGGGAGGUUGUACAGUGACCCACUUGUGCAAAAAUCACGUACAUGUCCCCUUGUCAUUGACAAUUCAGCCAUUAGACUGGUUCCUACCAUGUUGAUAUUUGCUAAGUACACCUUUCCUCUUAAACCUUAUUUAUCUGUCUCAUGCCAUUGCAUAUGUCAAUGACUUGACCAUGAUGAUUCUGCUGUAUUCUGUGGAUGUUGAGCCUACUGCACCUUUCUUCGUCAAAAAAUUCGGGAGAAAACAUUGCUUUUGCUUUGCUUAUCGCAGGGAGAGCCUUCGUCCUGCAGUGGACAUAAAUAUAGGCUGCUGCUGAUGAUAAUGAUGAAGAUGAUGAUACCCGAACUUUUGCAUACUAGAAGGAUGACUAGCCACUUUGACCACGUUCAUAAUUUGAACGACCUAUGCCAGUUGUUAUGCCUGCUUUCGCAUUAUACCUUAGGUUAAUACCCGCAUUGAAUGGCUGGCUACAUAACCAUGACAUAUCACAAUGUCAAAUAAUAAAAUGUAAAUCAUUUAUAUUUUCCUGUUUGUAUUUCAAUUUAGGUUGUUGGUAUACAUUUAUUCCUUUCAAAUCUUGGCUUGCUGAUAUGAUGCAAAAGUCUGCUACUGUGGGUUUGUGUUUGUGUGCACUAGUAUUUAGCUCCUCGUGGUUGUUGUGAAGCACGCUGUUGUCAAUUACUGUUGUAAGAUUGCAUGGCCUAUGCAGCGGACGUUGCUCAUAUCACUGACACUGCUUUUGUUGUUGCUUUUGGUGAGCAAGCUGUUGAUGCAAGGCUGGUUGUACGGCACCAUUGUCUUUCCGGAUGUGUCUCCUUUGUGAACUUGCGGUCUGUAAUGUGCAAAAUAAAAACAAAUGGGCAACGCAGGA
Messenger RNA from Dermacentor silvarum, 11208 nucleotides. Its product is annotated as transmembrane ascorbate-dependent reductase CYB561. The coding region runs from base 303 to 1142 and encodes 279 amino acids. The transcript has 5 exons. Gene Ontology annotation, molecular function: oxidoreductase activity. NCBI's taxonomy places the organism in Eukaryota, Metazoa, Arthropoda, Arachnida, Ixodida, Ixodidae. The record is from RefSeq and is a predicted model, not a curated record.